AUGAUUCUCAUCGACACCUCAGCCUGGGUAGAGUUCCUGCGAAAUACGGGUUCCCCGGUAUGCGACCUUGUUGACGAAUUGCUGGCUCACGAAAUCGCCAUUUGCGACGCGAUAAGGAUGGAGGUGCUGGCAGGCGCACGCGACGAAUCACACCUGACUAGCCUACGGCGGCUGGUGGCGCGCGCGACGAUGAUACCAACGCGGACUACGGAUUAUGACGAUGCCGCUGCCCUCUAUCGUCGCUGUCGAAGGCAAGGCGAGACUGUCCGCAAGUUGAUUGACUGCCUCAUUGCCGCAGUAGCCAUACGAGCGGACUUGCCAAUUUUGCACAGCGACGUCGACUUUGGAGCUCUGGCGCGCCACACGGAAUUGCGAAUCUAUUCAUCGGUUUCAGAGCAGGGCGUGUAA
This is a messenger RNA of Geodia barretti, 408 nucleotides long. The record is from the annotation of a GenBank genome assembly. NCBI's taxonomy places the organism in Eukaryota, Metazoa, Porifera, Demospongiae, Tetractinellida, Geodiidae.